AUGCACCUUUUUCGCCCCAUCGUCGUUUUAUUCCUCUUCCUCGCCUCCCUCGUCCUAUCCGCUCCUCUCCCACACCCUCAAAAUGGAACAGGACUCUCCAUCUACCCCCGAAACACCGACCCCUCCAAAUUCACAGGCCCACUCCGCGCCAUCGCCGACCAAAUCAACAAACUCGUCCACCCCUUACCGGGGACGUCCGUCCUCUGGAGCGGCCGCAUAGGCAACGAAAAACCCAUGGAAGGCGCACGCACCUACGCCCUCGCCAACGGCAAAACCACACUCGAAAUGUUCCUCGAGACUAAAGGCAUCAACAUGCCCGACUGGAGGGUGGAAAAGGAUAUAUGGAAGUACGCGUCGCGGGUGUUUGCGCAGCGCUCCGAGGGGCAGGUGGUCGCUAUCUUGGGGGAUAAGCACACGUUGAGGGAUGACAGUGUGUAUAUGACUAUUGAGAGACCUUUGGUGCUGGAGAAGGAUGGCACGGGGCUUGUGGAGAUAAGACCUGGGCAGCCGCCUGAAGUGAUUAAGAAGCUGGAAGUAAAGAAUAAAGGAUCUAGCUCUAAACCGGGUACGAACGCUCGAAAGAGUUCGUCGGAUUCAGGCAAGGGAAAGAAGACUGUUGCGCUACCACGAAACGUUGCAAAAAGGAAGUAG
This is a messenger RNA of Coprinopsis cinerea okayama7#130, 651 nucleotides long. RefSeq lists its product as hypothetical. The coding region runs from base 1 to 651 and encodes 216 amino acids. The transcript is spliced from 2 exons. NCBI's taxonomy places the organism in Eukaryota, Fungi, Basidiomycota, Agaricomycetes, Agaricales, Psathyrellaceae. The record is from RefSeq and is a predicted model, not a curated record.